Talpa occidentalis (Iberian mole) is the source of this 2673-nucleotide messenger RNA. RefSeq names its product zinc finger protein 211-like. Gene Ontology annotation, biological process: regulation of DNA-templated transcription. Lineage: Eukaryota; Metazoa; Chordata; Mammalia; Eulipotyphla; Talpidae. The record is from RefSeq and is a predicted model, not a curated record. The transcript has 3 exons. Bases 26 to 1576 code for a protein of 516 amino acids.
CUCCCUGCCCGCCCCGCGCAGUCCGAUGGCGGCGCCGGAGGCCCCCGCUGAGGGAAGCGUGACCUUUGAGGACGUCGCCCUGCACUUCUCCUGGGAGGAGUGGGACCUUCUUGACGAGACCCAGCGACGUCUGUACCGCGACGUGAUGCUGGAGAACUUCGCCCUCGCAUCCUCGCUGUAUUGCUGGCAUGGAGUGGCAGAUGAGGAGGCAUCUUGUGAACAGACGACUUCUGUAGAAGGAAUGCCACAGUUCAGGACUCACAAGGCAGGUCCAUCUCCCCAGAAGGCCCAGCCCUUUGAGAGGUGUGGCCCAAUCAUGAGAGACAUUUUGCACUUGGAUGAGCACCAGCGAACACGUCUUGUUCAGAAGCCAUACGCGUGUGGAAGAAGAUCGUGUUUCGUUGCCAACCGUCAACAGUUCCAGCGGCCGUACAUCACAGAGAGGCCCUUCAGAAGUUCUGUGGACGAAGCCUCCUUUAUAAAGGCCUGCACAGUCCACGUGUCAGGAAAACCCUUCAUCUGUGGGGACAUUAGCAAGGACUUCAUGGCCAGCAUGGGCUUUUACCGUCAACAGGUCAUUCUCACUGGGGAGAAGCCAAACAUUAGUGAUGGUGGGUAUGAGAAUAUCUUCCAUGGUGGAAAAAGUCGCCACCGCUGGGAAGACUGUGAGAAAGCCUUCAAGUACACAGAUAAUGUGGCUCAGGACCAGAGCAUCCUCCCCAGAGAAGGACUUUAUGAGUGCAGCAUAUGUGGGAAAACCUGCACCCGAAGGUGUAACCUCAUUCAGCACCAGAAAGUCCAUACUGGAGAAAGGCCUUAUGAGUGCAGCGAAUGUGGGAAACUGUUUACCUAUUACUCCAGCUUCAUUGUACAUCAGAGAGUGCACACUGGAGAACGGCCUUAUGAGUGCAGCGAAUGUGGGAAAUCGUUUAGCCAAAGCUACAGCCUCAAUAGCCAUAGGAAAGUUCACACUGGAGAAAGGCCUUACGAGUGCAGGGAAUGUGGCAAAUCUUUUAGUCAAAGGUCCAACCUCGUUCAACAUCAGAGAGUUCACACUGGGGAAAGGCCUUACGAGUGCAGUGAAUGUGGGAAGUCCUUUAGCCAAAACUUCAGCCUCAUUUACCACCGCAGGGUCCACACGGGAGAAAGGCCUCAUCACUGUGGCGAAUGUGGGAAGUCAUUUAGCCGAAGCUCCAGCCUCAUUCACCACCGGAGGCUGCACAGUGGAGAAAGGCCUUAUGAAUGCAGUAAAUGUGGUAAAUCCUUUAAGCAGAGCUCCAGCUUCAGUUCACAUAGGAAAAUCCACACGGGAGAAAGGCCUUAUGAAUGUCGGGAAUGCGGAAAAUCUUUUAGCCAUAGCUCUAACCUCAAGAACCACUGGAGAGUUCACACAGGAGAAAGGCCUAUUGAGUGCAGUGAGUGUGGGAAAUCCUUUAGCUGCAAAUCUAACCUGGUGAAACACCUCAGAGUUCACACAGGAGAGAGACCUUAUAAGUGCAGUGAGUGUGGAAAAUCCUUUAGCCAAAGCUCCAGCCUCAUUCAACACCAGAGAGUUCACACUAGAAAAAGGCCGUAAGAGUGCAGUGAGUGUGGGAAAUCCUUUUGCUGUCAACCUGACCUCAUUCGACACCAGAGACCUCACACUAGUGAAAGGCCUCAGAUGCACAUAGGCUAUGCGGUUUCCUUCUAGUAGUUACACUGGACCAAGAAGUUUUGAGGGGUCCGUCUCCUAGAAUCAAAGCCCAUGCACCCGAAAUUAUCAUUCUGGGCAGAUUCCACUUGAAUGCCAGCCGUGCAGGGAUCUUUCAGGAGCUGUGUUACACUUUCUAACCUGUCAGGGCCCUUGUUACAUAUACACCACCUCAGUUUAUGUGACAGUUCAUUUCACCUCCUCCACCUGGCAGGCCCACCUGUGCAUCACCCUCAUGUGUUCAGGGAGGAUGACUUCUACUUUUGCCCAUGUGCUGAAGGAAAGAUCCUAGGUGGUCUUAGGCCUUGCGGGGUCCUCAUUCCCUGCGUGUUCACAAAUCAGGUUGUGGGUCUCCCCAGUUUGAUCCCAGGGGACUCAAUCUUCAUUCUCCUGGUGUCUUGCCCAGAAGAGCUGUGCCAAAGACACAUUUAUUUUAUGUGCUGCAGGUUUGAAUCUUCCCUGACUCCAAGGCACUGUCCUGGAGAUGCUUCCUCAUGUUGCUUUGGAUUUUUGCAAUAAUAAAGACGUGAUUAUGUAAGACACCUGUGAUCUUGGGGUUUUAUUCACUGUAUGAAAUGACCUGACAACAAGUGGGUUCUGUCAGCAUGACGGAGGCCACAGCUUUCAUGCAAGUCCCGUGUGUUGCGCAAAACAGUGAUGGAGAAUACAGCUUUCUGGUUUGGCUUAAUUUGCACUGUUGCCUAAGUUAUCCGAGGAAAGGCUGAAACACUCGUGGUCUCAAUUUGUGAACCGGGUUGCAGGAUUUUGUGUGGGCUCAGACCACCCUGAGGAACCAUGAAGUUGUGACAACCUCAAGCACUUUGGGGAACAACAUAGAUUCCUUUUUGUCACAGUGAAUAGCACAUAACAUACAGCAUGUUGAGGGGAAUCUACCCCACAUCCUGCAAAGAAGCCACGUCCCCUGUACCCAAAAUCCACUAAGCUAGCGUCACUAAGACUCCAGGGCCCCGACAGAACCCUAG